AUGGGCCGCCAAAGGGUUGACUACGUGAGAGACUUCGUAUCGUUACAACAGAGGACCCAUCUAACAGCACUGAAACUGAUGGUUAGGCGUGCGUUGCCCAGUCAGCAGUACCACCAAGAAGUGUUCCGAAAGUCGCGUGAAAUAGAGCGAAAGUUCGAGAAGUUGAAGAGUUCAGUGAAGGGCGACAUCAGCAAUUAUAACAUCAAAGUCCAUCGCAUAGUUGCGCGACUGAGACGGGUCAGGCACUCCAUUCGAGCGGCUACGUCGGCUCUGGUCAAUCUGCGCCGAUCUACUAUGGGCGGCGACGGCCGGCUCCUGAAGGAGCUUAAGGAAUCUAGUCGCAUGGAUGACCCGAAUAUGCGAUUGAUGUUGGUUGGAUCAAACGUCAACCAUUGGUAUGCAUACAUAAGGGGGCCGGAGAAGAGUCCUUAUGAGCCUCCGAUGGUCACGUUUGUGACGAAGUGUUUUCAUCCCAACAUAAACUUCGAAACAGGGGAGCUAUGCAUGGACGUCCUAAAAUCCAACUGGAGCCCAGCAUGGACUUUGCAAUACCUAUGCCGCGGCGUAUCGUAUAUCUUGGACGAUCCCAAUGCUGAUAGUCCUCUGAAUUGUGAUGCUGGAAACCUGAUAAGGUCCGGCGACAUAGUGGGUUUCAGGAGCAUGGCCGAGAUGUACACGUUGGACUACGCUCUUCAAAGCUUCCCAUAA
Molecule: messenger RNA, 708 nt
Organism: Babesia ovata
Lineage: Eukaryota; Apicomplexa; Aconoidasida; Piroplasmida; Babesiidae
Product: ubiquitin-conjugating enzyme
Exons: 8
Coding region: 1-708 (235 amino acids)
Biological process (GO): protein polyubiquitination
Cellular component (GO): nucleus
Molecular function (GO): ubiquitin conjugating enzyme activity
Source: RefSeq, a predicted model, not a curated record